Hippopotamus amphibius kiboko is the source of this 1671-nucleotide messenger RNA. It is a transcript of the gene PPP6C, whose product is annotated as protein phosphatase 6 catalytic subunit. Gene Ontology annotation, molecular function: protein serine/threonine phosphatase activity. Gene Ontology annotation, biological process: peptidyl-serine dephosphorylation; G1/S transition of mitotic cell cycle. Gene Ontology annotation, cellular component: cytoplasm. Lineage: Eukaryota; Metazoa; Chordata; Mammalia; Artiodactyla; Hippopotamidae. The record is from RefSeq and is a predicted model, not a curated record. Bases 199 to 1116 code for a protein of 305 amino acids. The transcript has 7 exons.
UGGGGGCCUGCACCCUGGGUUCAGCGGGAGAGGGCGUGGGGCGUGCCGGAGCAGCGGGGAAAAUCGGGUCAAGCCUUACGCUGCUGCGCAGACGGGCCGGACGUGACGUAGGGAGGGUUCCGGCUUCGGCCUCCGCCGCUGCCGCCGCUAGUACAGCCGCCGACACCGCCGCCGCCGUCGGGGCUUGUUAUUCCUAAAAUGGCGCCCCUGGACUUGGACAAGUAUGUGGAGAUAGCGCGGCUAUGCAAAUACCUGCCGGAGAACGACCUGAAGCGGCUAUGUGACUAUGUUUGUGACCUCCUCUUGGAAGAGUCAAAUGUCCAGCCAGUAUCAACACCAGUAACAGUGUGUGGAGACAUACACGGACAGUUUUACGACCUAUGUGAACUAUUCAGAACUGGAGGUCAGGUUCCUGACACAAACUACAUAUUUAUGGGUGAUUUUGUAGACAGAGGUUACUAUAGUUUGGAGACCUUCACUUACCUUCUUGCACUAAAGGCUAAAUGGCCUGAUCGUAUCACACUUUUGCGAGGAAAUCAUGAGAGUAGACAGAUAACACAAGUGUAUGGAUUUUAUGAUGAGUGCCAAACCAAAUAUGGAAAUGCUAAUGCCUGGAGAUACUGUACCAAAGUUUUUGACAUGCUCACAGUGGCAGCUUUAAUAGAUGAGCAGAUUUUGUGUGUUCAUGGUGGUUUAUCUCCUGAUAUCAAAACACUGGAUCAAAUUCGAACAAUUGAACGGAAUCAGGAAAUUCCUCAUAAAGGAGCAUUUUGUGAUCUGGUUUGGUCAGAUCCUGAAGAUGUGGAUACCUGGGCAAUCAGUCCCCGAGGAGCAGGUUGGCUUUUUGGCGCAAAGGUCACAAAUGAGUUUGUUCAUAUCAACAACUUAAAACUCAUCUGCAGAGCACACCAACUAGUGCAUGAAGGCUAUAAAUUUAUGUUUGAUGAGAAGCUGGUAACAGUAUGGUCUGCUCCUAAUUACUGCUAUCGCUGUGGAAAUAUCGCUUCAAUCAUGGUCUUCAAAGAUGUAAAUACAAGAGAACCAAAGUUAUUCCGGGCAGUUCCAGAUUCAGAACGUGUUAUUCCUCCCAGAACAACAACGCCGUAUUUCCUUUGAGGCCUUCGCCCGUCCUGCUGACCCAUCUUUCUGCCCUCUUCUUACCCCGUCUUUCGUGUGUUACCCUCUACAGUAUACUUUUUAUUGAGCACUUUGCUGCUGAAAUGCUGCCUCUUGCCUUUUUUUUUUUUAAUUUUAAAUUAUCUAAAUUUAUUUUGUUUGUUAUGGUGUCUGUAGCAAUGUUUUUCUAUCAGUUUUCUGCCCCAUCCCAUCCCCGCCUUGGACUCAUUUGAGAAGACUUGAGAAAUGUCUUAAUACUUACACUGCUGCAUGUAGCUCUUGCUUAUUUACUGGUCUGGGGGAAACAAGAUGUUUCCUUUUUUAAAAAAGUCAAUUGACAGAACAGACUACACUGAAAUACUCUUCCUUUUGUAUUAUUCAGUCUUUUGUUUUAGUUUGGUAAAUUUUAAGAAAUUUCAGCAGCAAAGUUGUUAUUCAGUGGGCACGAUGGACUGCAAAUGCCUCGAGUUAUGUAUACCUGUCCCAGCUGUAACCGUCAUUGUCCUUUGUUGGAUGAUAUUUUAAGUGGAUAUAAAAUAAAUUGGUCUAAAGGGC